AUGUUGUGGCACGCAGCCUGCUUUGUCGAGUGGGCAGGAGGUAGCCAAGCCCAGAGAGCCCAGAAACAUGCCAUGAGAGACGCCAUUAGAGUAUUCUACGAGUCCCUCCCUGCUGGCCCCAUCAAGGAUAUUGCCUUCAGACAUUUGCAGAGAGCCGAGCAAGUGAUGACCACCAACUAUAAAAACGAGGGGCAGCACCGUGACCGCAUGUCCGACGUCUACUGCGCAAUGGUCGGUGAUAUCGCCAACCUUGGAGGUGUUGCCGUUCCACCACUCCGAAGAGACUGUACGGACAACCCCUCCUAUGGAAAGAUUGAAGGAGGGUGGUUCCGUGAAGGCAAGGUCACAGAGUUGGUUGGCAAAAUCGUUCCAAUUGUCAUUAAGAUAUACACUGGAGGUCAGUACUCAAAUGAUACAUUAUACAAACAAAUAUUAUUCUUCUUCUUCUUCGUCUUCUUCUUCUUCUUCUUCUUCUUAUUCUAG
Molecule: messenger RNA, 483 nt
Organism: Acytostelium subglobosum LB1
Lineage: Eukaryota; Evosea; Eumycetozoa; Acytosteliales; Acytosteliaceae
Exons: 2
Coding region: 1-483 (160 amino acids)
Source: RefSeq, a predicted model, not a curated record